Molecule: messenger RNA, 1440 nt
Organism: Malaya genurostris
Lineage: Eukaryota; Metazoa; Arthropoda; Insecta; Diptera; Culicidae
Gene: Cdk9
Product: cyclin-dependent kinase 9
Exons: 3
Coding region: 131-1333 (400 amino acids)
Biological process (GO): protein phosphorylation
Cellular component (GO): nucleus
Molecular function (GO): ATP binding; cyclin-dependent protein serine/threonine kinase activity
Source: RefSeq, a predicted model, not a curated record
GACGUCAAAAUCAUCCGCGCGUUGUUGACGUACUUCAUUGCAGUGGAUUUUCUUCUCGCGUCCAUUUUUCAUUUCCUGUAUAAAAUUAAUUAUUAACAUUCGGCUAUUGGUAGCCUCUGUAUUUAACGACAUGAGCUCCUCCGGGCGCGAAGGACAUUCUUCCGGAAUGCAAAUGUCUACAUCCAGUACAGUCCUCAGCCUUGCGGAAAAGCAAAAAUAUAUUGAAGACUACGAUUUUCCGUAUUGUGAUGAAUCAAGCAAGUACGAAAAAGUUGCUAAAAUCGGUCAAGGAACUUUUGGGGAGGUAUUCAAGGCGCGCGAGAAGAAAUCCAAUAAAAAGUUUGUUGCAAUGAAAAAGGUCUUGAUGGACAACGAGAAGGAAGGUUUUCCUAUCACUGCCCUGCGGGAGAUUCGAAUUCUGCAGCUUCUGAAACACGAAAAUGUUGUUAAUUUAAUUGAGAUUUGCCGGACCAGAGCCACGGCCAAUAAUAGGUAUCGGUCUACAUUCUAUUUGGUGUUUGAUUUCUGUGAACAUGAUCUGGCUGGUCUGCUAUCGAAUAUAAAUGUAAAAUUCAGUCUGGGAGAAAUUAAGAAGGUGAUGCAGCAACUGUUAAACGGAUUGUACUACAUUCACAGCAAUAAGAUCCUGCAUCGAGACAUGAAAGCAGCUAACGUACUUAUCACAAAGAAUGGAGUGCUGAAACUGGCAGAUUUCGGUUUGGCCCGAGCAUUUAGCAUAACGAAAAAUGGUCAAGCGAAUCGCUACACUAAUCGUGUGGUAACACUUUGGUACCGGCCACCGGAACUAUUAUUAGGUGAUCGAAAUUAUGGACCCCCGGUCGAUAUGUGGGGUGCCGGCUGUAUAAUGGCCGAAAUGUGGACUCGAUCUCCGAUAAUGCAAGGAGCCACAGAACAGCAACAGUUAAUUUUUAUUUCACAACUGUGCGGAUCAUUCACGCCGGAAGUUUGGCCUGGCGUAGAAAGUCUCGAGUUGUAUCAGAAAAUGGAACUGCCUCAGGGUCACAAGCGGAAAGUCCGAGAUAGGCUGCGACCCUACGUCAAAGAUCCAAACGGUGUGGAUCUGCUUGACAAGUUAUUGAUUCUCGAUCCAAAAGAACGAAUCGAUGCGGAUUCGGCUCUCAACCAUGACUUUUUCUGGACCGAUCCGAUGCCCUGUGAUCUAAGCAAAAUGUUAUCGCAGCAUACCCAGAGUAUGUUCGAGUACUUGACGCCACCAAGGCGAGCCUGUCAAAUGCGACAGUAUCAACAGCAGAUGGUCAAUACUAUGCAGGCCCGACCGCAGGAUAACAGUUAUCAAGAUAGAGUUUAUUAACGUUAUUGGGUAAUGGAACGACCGUUGCUUCGUUUAUAUUAUUUAAUUUAAACAGUAAUAUCUUUUUUUUCUAAAAUUCUGUACAAUAAAAUGAACUCAAAUAAAAA